GCAGCCACAUUAUGACGCGUUGCAGGAACACAAAAUAUUUGCCUGCAGACGUUGAGAAGAAAGAAGACGUCCGACAACGACAACGACGACGACAGACGACGACGAACAAGCGGCAACGGCAACGGCAAGUCGUCGAACUGGUCACGGCCACAGACGACGUGAAUACGAGCGCUUAUGCGCGCACUUACAGCAUGACAAAUCAGCCAAAUUGUAGCGAUAUCUUCAUUUCUGUGAGUGCCACAAAUGCCGGCACAGACACCAUCGGCACAAGCACAACCACCAUAGCCGACAGAAAUAAGCAUACACGAAACACGCAUUUGCUCAGAGGAGUAGCGGAAGCCAAAACAGCAACUACAGCAGCAGCAAUACGUUUAUCAAAGUGCGCCACCGCCGCCGCCGCUGCCAUCACCGUUGCCGCCGCAAAAGUGUUUACAUUAGCGCCGAUCCCCCACCGCAGCGUCGCCACCACUCCUGUACGCGCCGCUCAAGUCAACGCGGCGAAAGUAAGCAAAGUGCAACUAGAAGACUGUAAAAGAGCGCCACAAAAUGCCGCUAAUGCGCGACAGCUUACAAAGUACGCAGCAGCGUCACCUCAACGCCGCCAAAAUAAUUUAGUCUUAAGCAGUGCCGUUUGGCCACUCAUCACCACUUGUUGCUUCGCAUUUGCGUUGUACGCAUUGCCAUUGCCAUGUCACAGCCAGCCACAGCAGUCGCAGUCAUUGAGCGCCGCAUAUGGUAGUAUGUUCGGUCCGAGUGUGGUCGGCGGACCCAUUGCUCAUUACAGCGUGCUCGCCUUUCCCCGGCGCCGCUCGUCGGCGGGCGGUGAUGGCGCAAGCGGCCUAAUGCAGUCGCGCGCUGUCGAUACGAGCGCACAAUUUGAGGUGUUAGAAGGACAGCCGCGCGGUACAGUAGUUGGCUUUAUACCCACCAAACCCGAUUUUACAUAUCGCUUUAAUGAGCCACCUCGUGAAUUUGCGCUCGAUCAGGUUACGGGUGAGAUUAAAACGAAUGUGGUGCUGGAUCGUGAAGGUAUACGCGAUCGCUACGAUUUAGUGGUGCUCUCCUCACAGCCCACCUAUCCGAUUGAGGUGCGCAUCAUUGUGCUGGAUGUGAACGAUAAUGCUCCAGAGUUUCCCGAACCGAGCAUAGCAGUAUCGUUUUCUGAGAGUGCGGCUACCGGCACGCGUCUGCUACUGGAUGCGGCCACUGAUAGCGAUAUUGGCGAGAAUAGUGUGACGGACGACUAUCACAUUGUGGAUGGUAAUAUGGAGGAUAAAUUCCGCUUGGCUGUGACAACGAAUCCAAGCGGUGACGUCAGCUACCUUCACUUGGAGACUACGGGUAACUUGGAUCGGGAAACGCGCGGUUUCUACCAGCUCAACAUAUCAGCGCGUGAUGGUGGUGAGCCACCGCAAUACGGUUACCUGUUGGUAAAUGUUACCAUUGUCGAUGUGAACGAUAAUCCACCGAUCUUCGAUCACUCCGACUAUAUCGUCUCGCUGAAUGAAUCCGUGCCGCCGGGCUCGCCUGUGCUUCAGGUUAUGGCUUCGGACAAUGAUCUGGGUGACAAUGCCAAAAUCACCUACUACCUAGCUGACACUGAGCAACAGUUUUCUGUUGAUCCCGAGAGCGGUAUCAUAUCCACCACCGAACUACUUAGCUGUCCACAACAGAAUUGCCAGAACUUCGUACGCCCCGGCGCCGGUUGUCCGAAGAGCUGUGUCUUUACGGUAUUCGCGCGCGAUCACGGCUCUCCGCGACAAGACGGACGCACCUAUGUUACGGUGAACCUCCUGGACACCAAUGACCAUGACCCUGUAAUACGCUUUCAAUAUUUUCCGCCAACUGGCACAUACGCGACUGUGGAUGAGAAUGCGGUGAAUGGCAGUGUAGUUGCUGCCGUCUCUGUAGUGGACAUGGAUGAGGGCCUCAAUGGCGAUACGAGCUUACGUAUCAUAACGGGCAAUGAGUUGGGUCAUUUUCGCCUGGAGAAGACACCGUCCUUCGAUAUUGUGCGCGUUAAUGGUGUGUUGGAUCGCGAGGAAAUUGGCAAGUACAAUUUGACAGUUGUCGCCAUCGAUAAAGGUACACCAUCGCGUACGGCGACCGCGCACCUAAUUAUCCAUGUCAACGAUGUGAACGAUCAUGAACCAGUGUUCGAGAAGAGCGAGUAUUCAGCGGUGCUGAGUGAAUUGGCACCGGCAGGCACGUACGUUGCCUCCAUUACCGCCACCGACGAGGACACCGGCGUAAAUGCAUUGAUUUCAUACGAUUUCGUUUCGGGUAAUAAUAAACAAUGGUUUGUUAUUGAUACAGCGUCCGGUUUGAUAACAACGCAGGCAACAUUGGAUCGCGAAGUGCAAGACAGCGUGGAAUUGAGCAUAUCCGCACGUGAUGGCGGCCCAAAUCCGAAGUGGGCGUACACACAACUCAAGGUGACCAUACUGGAUGAAAACGAUGAGGCACCACAAUUCUCGCAACACCAAAUCAACGUUACACUCAGCGAGAAUACGCCGCCACAGACAUUGGUCGCCAUGCUAACGGCAGCCGAUCACGAUCAAGGCACUAACGGCUCGGUGACAUACACACUGGCGGGCAGUGUGGAGCGCAAGUAUCCGAAACAAUUUGCGCUCGACUCGCUCACUGGCCAAUUAACGACGCGCAGUGCACUUGAUCGUGAGACAAUUGCGCAUUAUGAGAUUUUUGUGAUCGCACGCGAUCAGGGUGCACCACCACAAUCGGCCACAGCUACUGUUUAUCUGAACGUUGAGGAUGUCAACGACAACAGCCCAACGUUCUAUCCGAGUCAUUAUUUUUAUGCGUUGCCUGACGAUGCGGGCGACAACAACGACAACAACGACAACAGCGACAACAACCAACCACUAUUGAAAGUCACUGCCAGUGAUCGUGAUGCGGGCGAUAAUGCCUUAAUUACCUACCAACUGGAGUCAGGUGGCGAUGGGCAUUUCGUCGUCGAUACAUGGAGUGGCGCGAUAACAUUGCGCAUCGCUGCCGCCACCGCCGCCAGCAGCGAUAUACGCCACUCACCGAAGGCAUUGUAUAAGUUGAAGAUUUCGGCAAAGGAUCGCGGCGAACGUCUAAGCGAACAAGAUGCAUUGGUUGAGAUUGUAUUGCAAUCCAAAAUGGAGUUGCUCGAGUUCGAGUCAUACGGCAGUUAUGAGUUUCAAAUUGUGGAAGAUCAUGAGCAACAACCGCCAGUGGUGGGUCGCGAGGUGGGUCGGGUGCAGGUGAAGUCACAUGCUGGCAAAUUGACACUGCCACCCAACAUCGAGUACGCGAUUGUGUAUGGCGAUGCGGAUGAGAACUUUGAGGUGGAUCGUCGCACUGGUCGCAUUCGCACGGCGCGCCGCAUUGAUCGUGAAGCGGUGGCGCAGUAUCAGCUCACUGUGAUGGCGCGCACUGGCCUGGCCUAUGGCAAAUGCAUUGUGAACAUUGCGAUCGCUGAUUUGAACGAUAAUGCGCCGAUCUUUGCACAAGAUCGUGACGGUGAGAUACAGUUGGCCGAGAACGCGGCUGUCGGUCAAGAGGUUUACUUGUCACGCGCACGUGAUCGCGAUUCAGGCAUGAAUAGCCGUGUCACCUACACGCUCACCUACAAUCCCGACGAACAGUUUCGCAUCAACGAAGCGACUGGCGUACUGCAAUUGCAGCGUCCGCUGCGCGCAGCACCCGGUACAUUGCUGCAUGUGGAGUUGAUGGCCGCAGAUGGUGGUACGCCGCCCUUGUCAACGCGACACACCAUCGACGUGCUCAUCGCCGAUGUCAACGAUCAUACACCUGUGUUUGAUCACACAUCGUACGAGACAUCGUUGCGCGAAUCGACCAAGGUGAAUGCGCGCUUCUUUGCGCUAGCCGCCAGCGAUGCGGAUCUCGGCGCAAAUGGGCGGAUAUCAUACGACAUAAUCGAGGGCAAUACAGAGCGGAAGUUCGGCGUCUUUCCUGAUGGUUAUUUGUUUGUGCGCGCACAGUUGGAUCGGGAGGAACGCGACUAUUACGCGCUGACGGUGGCAUGCCACGACAGCGGUAUGCCAGCGCGUUCGUCUGUGGUACCGGUAAUCAUACAUGUCAUCGACGAGAACGAUAAUGCGCCGCAAUUCACAAAUAAUACCUUCACCUUUAGCAUCGCAGAGAAUGAGCCAGCCGAUUCGUUUGUCGGCAAGCUGACGGCAACGGAUCGUGAUAUGGGACGCAACGCAGAAUUGAUUUAUACGCUGGCAUCGCAGGAGCAGGACUUCAGCAUCGACAUGCGUAAUGGUUUCAUCAAAACGCUACAUCCAUUCGAUCGCGAGGAGCUUGUGCAACGACGCAGCAGCACCAGCGUGGGUGGACAAGCGAAUGGGCAGUCGGCUGGCGGUGUAGUGGGUGUAGGCGAUGGUAUUAACAAUGGCAAUAACUACAUACAGAUGGAGGCCGUCGUCUCAGACAAUGGAGUGCAGCGCUUGCACGACAAGGUCAAGGUGAAGAUAAUCAUUACAGAUGUCAAUGACAAUGCGCCGCAGUUUGUGCGCGCUCCCUACCGCGUGCAGAUUUCCGAAGGCGCUGGCAUUGGCACGCAAGUGAUGCGCGUCUAUUCGGUGGAUGCGGAUGAGGGACUCAAUGGUGAUGUCUACUAUUCACUUGUUGCCGGCAAUGAGGAGGAACGCUUUGCCAUGGAUGAUGCAACAGGACAGCUGUCAUUGGCGCGUUUGCUUGAUCGCGAGCAGCAGUCUUCAUAUAAGUUGGCAGUGGUGGCGCGUGAUGCAGCAUUGAACGGGCAGUUGAGCGCAAGUACCACCAUUACAGUGGAGGUGUUGGAUGAGAACGAUGUGGCGCCCGCAUUCGCGCAGACAGCGAGCGAAGUGUCUGUAUUGGAGACGAGCGGCAUCGGCACGGAGCUGAUGCGUUUCCGUGCAACGGACUCAGAUCUGGGCGUCAAUAGCCAGGUUACCUAUAGCAUAACGGCUGGCAACCGUAAGGAUACCUUCCACAUCGAUGCCAUAUCGGGAAGCUUGUACUUGCACAAGCCGCUUGACUAUGAGGAUACUACGGUAUACAAUCUGAAUAUAACAGCUGCUGAUGGCGGUACGCCGCGUCUAGCGAACACCAUCGUCUUCACCGUAAACGUUGUGGAUGAGAAUGACAAUCCACCCAGUUUCCCAAAUACAGCCAUUGUACGGCAAAUUAAGGAAGGUAUUGCCAUUAAAACACCUAUUGUCACCAUAACCGCCGAAGAUCCGGACUCCGGCUUGAAUGGCAAAAUCACCUACGCGAUUACGAAGCAAGACCCCGAGCAGCCGGGUGGCCGACACUUUGGCAUCAACAACAUAACCGGCGUCAUACAUACGCUGCGUGAAAUCGAUCGCGAAACCAUCGACACUUUCCGUCUCACGGUCGUUGCCACCGAUCAGGCAGAAAAACCUGAACCACAACUAUCCGCUGAGAAACUUGUGACCGUCAUCGUUGAGGACAUUAACGACAAUGCACCCACAUUUGUGUCCAUGAAUGCGGCCAUAUUGCCAAUGCAGAUGGCGGCCGCCCAAAGUCAUCACUACCGUGACGGUGUGCCAGUGAUGCAUGUGCUGGCGCGUGAUGCCGAUUCGUCCAGCAAUGGACUGGUCACCUACGAAAUGGUAAGCGGCAAUGUGGAACUCUUCAAAUUGCAUCGCAAUACGGGUGCGAUAACAUUGCGCAAAGUGAUCGACCAGCCGGAGGUGCGUUAUCAGUUGGCUCUGAAGGCAACCGAUGAAGCGGUGCAGAGCGAACGUAAAAGCACCGAUGCCUACAUAACGAUUAUAACAGCGGGCACGGCGUCGGGGCCCGCAUUCGAUCAGCGCGAACAAAGCGGAUCAGUGUACGAAAAUGAGCCGACCGGUACGAGUAUUUUGACUGUGAGUGCACGCUUGAAUGGCGCCGAAAUCGAGUACUAUGUGACGAAUGUGACUGCAAUCGGUGUGAGUGCGAGUGCGAUCGGUGUGAGUGCGGGUGCGGGUGUGCAGCAAGUCGACCGCCUCUUUGACAUUGACACAAAACUUGGCAUAUUGUCGACAGCAAAGGAGUUGGAUCGUGAUGCCGGACCGGACACCUACGAAGUGGAAGUGUAUGCGAUUGCAUUGGGCGGAGCGCCACGAACAGCGAGUACUAAGGUCACCGUCAAAGUGCUGGACAAAAACGAUAGUCCGCCUGUGUUUCGUGACACUCCGCUCGUUUUUAAUGUCAGCGAAGAUUCAAGCGCCGGCCAUCAUGUUGCUACAAUACGCGCCACUGAUCCCGACACUCUGGGCUCGCUCGCCUUCAGCUUGAUUGGCGGUGGCGAUGAGAAGUUUCUGCUGGAACCUGAGACGGGUCGGUUGCGCUUGAAAGAUGCACUCGAUCGUGAGUUGAAGGAUAAAUAUGUGUUGGAGUUGCGUGUAGCUGAUGGAGUGCAAAGUACCGAUACGACAGCGGAAAUUUUGGUCACCGACACCAAUGACAAUCCACCGAUUUUCGAUGAACCCGUUUACUCCUUUGACAUACCCGAAAACGCCCCACGUGGCUAUCAAGUUGGUAUUAUUGCCGCCACCGAUCCGGAUUUGGGCGAUAAUGCGCUCGUUUCGUACACCGUCAUUUCGGAUUGGGCCAAUGAUGUAUUCAGUUUGAAUCCGCAAACGGGCGUUUUCACUCUGACAGCACGUUUGGAUUAUGAAGAGGUACAACAUUACAUACUUGUGGUGCAAGCGCAGGAUAAUGGCCAACCCAGUCUCUCCACCACAUUAACGGUUUACUGCAAUGUAUUGGAUUUAAAUGAUAAUGCACCCAUAUUCGAUCCGAUGAGUUAUUCGAAUGAGAUAUACGAGAACGUAUCGAUUGGUACACCGAUUGUAACGGUCACAGCAACCGACAUCGACUCAGGCGAUAACGGGCGCAUCGAGUAUGCGAUUACGUCGGGCGAUGAUAAUAACGACUUUGAAAUUGCUGCCAACGGUACGAUACGUACACGCCGUGAACUUGAUCGAGAAACGAAAAGUUCAUAUAAUUUAAUUGUAACCGCAAGAGAUUGUGCCAAAGAAUUUCCAACAACAACAACAACAACAACAACCGCUGCACAAGUAACACACAACGAAGGCGCCGAUCAGCAGCAGCAGCAGCAGCAUCUUCAACAUCACCACCACCACCAGCAGCUGCAGCGACGUCAACGCCAAUACCGACAGCAACAAUAUGUGGAGCAACAACCGCAACAACGUCUAUCAUCAACAGUGCAGGUCACUAUCACCUUGAAGGAUGUCAACGAUGAAGCGCCCACCUUCAGCUCACCAAAUGAGACAUCUAUUUUGGAAAAUAUCUCACCCAAUACUGUAGUUAUGGUCGUCAAGGCCAUAGAUCGCGAUGAAGGCCGCAAUGGCUACAUCGAAUAUCUGCUCGAAGGCGGCGCUACUGGCACCCAUUCCGACUACGGCGACGAAGACAGUCUUCCCUUCACGCUAGGCUCAGUGGAUGGCUUGCUGCGCGUCGCCAGCCGCUUGGAUCGUGAACUGCGCGCUAAUUACAUGCUAAAUAUCACCGCGCGUGAUCGCGGUGAUCCACCGCAAUCCACACAAACUCAAAUCACCGUACGCAUAUUGGACGAGAACGACAAUAGCCCCAUAUUCGACCCAAAACAGUACUCCGCCUCGGUGCCGGAAAAUGCCAGCAUUGGCGCAAUGGUACUACAAGUCGCUGCAACCGAUAUAGAUGAGGGCGCCAAUGGACGUGUACGCUUCUCGAUUGCCGCCGGCGAUGAUAAUCGCGACUUUAGCAUUAGCGAAGAUUUGGGCAUGGUGCGCGUGGCGAAGAAUUUGAAUUAUGAGCGCAAAUCGCGUUAUGUGCUGACAGUGCGCGCUGAAGAUUGUGCCGCUGAUGCAAAGGUCGCAGCAACACACCUGCUGGUGGGCAAAGUGGGCGCAGCCAGCGGCACGGCUGUUGCUGGUGGUGGCAGCGGUGGCAUCGGUGGUGGCGGCAGUGCUGGCAUUAGUAUUGGUGGUGGCGGCGGCGGCGGCGGUGGCGGAGGCGCCAAUGCGGGCGCUUCUAAACAUGCUGUGGAGCUGCGUGAGACGCGCUACGAUACCGCCGAACUAACAAUCAUCAUCAUGGACAUCAAUGACAAUCCGCCAACGUUCCUGCACUCCCCCUAUCUAGCCUAUGUGAUGGAGAAUGUAAUACCGCCUAAUGGCGGCUAUGUGCUGACAGUGGAGGCCUACGAUGCUGAUACGCCGCCAUUUAACUCGCAAGUGCGCUACUUUCUGAAGGAAGGCGAUACAGAUCUAUUUCGCAUAAAUGCAUCGACAGGCGAAAUAUCGCUGCUGCGGGCGCUCGAUCGUGAGGCAAAGGCUGAAUACACGCUGACGCUGGUCGCCAUGGACACAGGUUCUCCACCGCUUACCGGCACCGGCAUCGUACGCCUCAUUGUGCAAGACAUGAACGAUCAUAGUCCGGAAUUCGCGCGUCCCUUCUAUCUGGCUAGCGUACAGGAGAAUCUUUCCGCCGGCACCAAAGUACUACAACCCGUUGCCACGGACAAGGACAGCGGCGCUAAUGCAAAGUUGCGCUUCACGCUGCUUGGCGAGAAAAUCGACAAAUUCCAUAUCAAUGCGCAGACGGGCGAAAUUACAACUGCUGCCGUGCUCGAUCGCGAGGAAACCGCCAUCUACUAUCUGACGCUGAUGGCGCAAGACAGCUCGGCGACGGAGCCACGCGCCAGCGCAGUCAAUCUCACCAUCACCGUGCUCGAUGUGAACGACAAUACGCCCAACUUCAAUGCGGCCAGCUUCAAUGUCAAUGUGCCCGACGCCAUAAGCGCUGACGAAUUUGUAUUUGGCGCACGCGCAACGGAUCUGGAUGAUGGCGCAAAUGCGCUUAUCACUUACAAUAUCAGCGGCAAGGAUAUCGAUAAGUUCUCGAUUGACUCGCAGAGUGGUGUGAUCAAGGCUAAGGCGCCAUUGAGUGCGCGCGAGAAUACAAGUUUCGAUACAAUCUACAGCAUUGUAGUGUAUGCUAUAGAUCAGGGCACUGAGCCGCGUUCCUCCAGCGCCGAUCUUACUGUACUGUUGCGGCCAACCGCGCUCUUUCCGAAUUUCGCUAACACGCCGAAUAGGCAAUUUAUGCUGUCCGAAGAUGUGCCCGAGGGCAAAGUUAUUACAACUAUCAUGGCAAGCUCACCGAAGAAAGGCGCUGCGGGCAAUAUCAAGUAUGCCAUUGCAGGUGGCAACAUCGGCUAUGCCGUACAUAUUGACGCCAGCACCGGAGUGGUGAAAGUUGGCAAAGAUGGGUUGGACUACGAAAUGGCGCACACUUAUGAAGUGUGGAUCGAAGCAUCGGACUCUGAUCAGCCACGCCUACGGAGCGUUGCGUUGCUCACCAUCAAUGUGACCGAUGCAAAUGACAAUGCGCCCGUCCUAGAUAAGCUGACUUACUACGCUGAAAUACUUGAAGAAGAGCCACCACCGCAAUUCAUUGUAAAAGUCCAUGGCACCGAUCGUGAUGCGGGCGAUAAUGGCGAAUUGUCCUAUCGGCUAGCUGACGACUUUGAGGGUACAUUCGAAAUUGACUCCGACUCUGGUGAGAUAUACACCACAAUGCGCUUGGAUCGCGAGGAAAUUAGCGCGUACGAGCUGCUCGUCGAGGCAGUCGAUCAAGGCGUGCCACAAUUGACGGGCGCUGCGAGCGUACAAAUUAACUUGUUGGACAAAAACGACAAUCCACCGAAGUUUACGCGCCUCUUUUCUGUAAACGUUACGGAAAAUGCAAAUAUUGGCAGCUUUGUAAUACAAGUGACCUCCUCAGAUUUGGACAUUGGCGCAAAUGCAAAUGCCACCUACAGCUUUACUGAAAAUCCAGGCAAAAAGUUCAAAAUCGAUACCAUAAGCGGUAAUGUCACAGUCGCUGGCUACCUCGAUCGCGAGCAACAAGACGAAUAUCUGUUGAAGAUUGUCGCAUCGGAUGGCGCGUGGCGCUCCGAGACGCCCAUCACCAUAACCGUGCAGGAUCAGAAUGAUAAUGCGCCUGAGUUUGAACAUAGCUACUACAGUUUCAACUUUCCCGAUCAGCGUGCUGUCGCCUUUGUAGGGCAAGUUAUUGCCACCGAUCGUGACAAGCAAGGCCCCAAUUCGUUAUUUCAUAUCGCUGCAGCAUCCCUCCGACUUGUUACCAUCGAUCCGGCCACCGGUGAGAUCUUCAGCAAGCGCAAGAUGAAAUACAAGCAUUCGCACUAAUCCUCACCAGAAAAUAUGUAUUCGAUGAUCGUGGCCACAGAUAAUGGCAAGCCGCCUUUAAACUCGGAAUGCUUGGUGAAUAUCAACAUCGUCGAUGCUAAUAAUAAUCCACCGAAAUUCGAAAAGGCUACCUACAUUGCGCCAGUGCCGGAGAAAGCUACGAGCGAGCGUGUACUCAAGGUGCAUGCUGUGGACGCGCUCGACUAUGGUGUAAAUGCGGAGAUCGACUAUACACUGCUGCAAGGCAAUGGCACCGUUACUUCACAUCACAAGCACGAUGGUUGGAUAGCGGUAUCAAAGCCACUGGGUGAAAGCGGAUACGGUAUUUUUAGUGACGUACGCGCUACCGAUCGCGGCGUGCCACCACUUGCGGACGAAACACGUGCUACCAUCGUGGUGACGGGCGAAAAUAUGUACACACCUGAGUUUACAGCACUCAGUUAUCAAGUUAUAGUACCCGAGAGACCAGUUGGCACAACUCUAAUUAGCGUUACCGCUUCGGACAAAGAUGGGGGUCCAAACGGCAUGCUGAGAUUACUUCUCGGGGGCAAUGAGCGCAAAGAGUUUAUGGUGCAUAAUACAGGCGCUGUCACUAUUCUGCAGCCCCUGGACUACGAUUUGAUACAAGUCUAUCACCUCAAUAUAACCGUUGAAGACUUGGCUUACAAACAAGAAGGCUUUUGUAUGUUGACCGUAAUAUUGACAGACAUCAAUGACAACCCACUAUUCAAUCAAUCCGAAUACCAUGCUCUCAUACCAGAAAAUCGUCCGCCGAAUACGUUUGUCUUUAAAGCGCAUGCGACCGACAAAGACUCGCCGAAGAACGCCAUCAUACGCUAUUCCAUCACUAGCGGCACAGGCAAAAACCUCUUCAAGAUCAAUUCGAGCACUGGCGAGAUCAUAUCCAGCGUAACAUUCGAUUACGAAGAACGCCGUGAUUACAAUUUGCAAAUAAUGGCCGCCAAUCCAGAUUCGCAAAUGCAGAGCACCGCUAUGGUCAUCGUACACAUUACAGGCAUCAACGAAUACUAUCCACAGUUUGUGAAGCCCGUCUUCCACUUUGAUGUAUCCGAGUCGGCGGAGGUCGGCACUUCUGGGCUCUUACAGGCCACCGAUAAGGAUGCAGGCGAAGAUGGCAAAGUCUACUACCUGCUGGUGGGCUCCAGCAAUGAUAGAGGUUUCUCCAUCAAUACCCUGACUGGCAUUAUGUAUGUGUCGCGGCAUCUCGACCGCGAAACCCAAAGUCGCGUUGUGCUCACCGUAAUGGCAAAGAAUUAUGGCGGUAUACGCGGUAAUGACACCGAUGAGGCACAGGUAAUCAUCUCCAUACAGGAUGGCAAUGAUCCGCCUGAGUUCCUUAAAACGCUAUACACGACACGCAUUUCGGAGGCAGCUCCAGUGGGCACGAAAGUUACCAGCGUCAAGGCAGUGGACAAAGAUGUGCGUCCGCAGAAUAAUCAGUUCAGCUACUCGAUUAUCAAUGGCAACUUAAACCAAACAUUUAAGGUUGAUCCGCAAAGUGGUCGAUAUUGAGACGGCGCGCGCUUGGACCGUGACGAUGCCUGGUAUUCAUUUGAUUGUGGGGCGAUCGAUACAGGCGUGCCCCCACAAACUGGCACCACAACAGUUAAAAUUGAAUUGGAGGACGUGAACGAUAACGGUCCGACCUUCGCGCCAAACGGAUUGGUUGGUUACAUAUCGGAAAAUGAGCCGGCGGAUACCUCCAUAAUGAACGCUGACUGCUACAGAUCCUGAUUUGCCCCAAAUGGUGGACCAUUCACGUACUACCUCGUGGGCGGAAAACACAAAUCUUAUCUUACGAUUGACAAGCACUCAGGUUUGGUGAAAUCUACAAAAACUUACGACCGCGAGGUGACUCCCACCUUAGAAGCGGCCAUCGAGGUUGAGGACAACGGUGAACCACGCCAGCGCGCACAGCAUGUACUCACCAUAAAGGUGCUCGCAAACGAUAGUCCAUCCACGCCGCGCAUGGCGCACGUGCUACUCAAUACCUACAACGAUGAAAUACCGAAUCGCAAAAUAGCUGAUGUACAUCCAAAUGAUCCAGACAUCACUGGCGAUUAUAAAUGUAAAAUCACCACAAAUUCGCAGUCAGUCCACCCGGAUACUGGUAUACCAAGCGCUUGCGACUUGCACACCACCUAUCAGACGACCGUCAAUGGCUACUCGUACACCUCUCGGGCAGUGACGGCUAAACAUAGCAGUGUUGUGUCCACCGUAACGGUGAGCUUCCAAAGCUUCGAUGCCGAUGCAGUAGCGCAAUCCGUUGCGGUGGUGCGCGAAAUGACAGCCGAGCACUUCUUAGCCAUGCACUACCGCAACUUUGUGGAACUUCUGAAGUCAGCUUUCGAACCCAGCGACGAACUCAAAUUGUACAGCAUACGCAACGCUGGCGAAAAACACACCAGUAACGUCGAACUCAUAUUGGCGGUACGUGCCGCAAAUCUCUCCUACCGCACGCCACGCUAUAUCGUCGAGCGUUUGAUAAAGAAGCGUGAGUCCAUCGAACGCUUUGUGCAAACAACCGGGAGCGUGUUAAUCGGCUAUAGCCCUUGCACCUCAGCAUCGAGGGCCUGCGAAAAUGGCGGUAUGUGCACUGCUGAAAUUCAUGUGCAUGGGCACACAUACGCUAAUAUAAUCGACAGUCCAUCGUUGAUCUUCAGUGGGCCACGUGUUCGACGACUAAGCUGCAAAUGUCCAGAUGGCUUUACAGGAGUGCAAUGUGACAAACAACAGGAUCCGUGUGCGCCAAAUCCGUGCGAGGCGAAUGCAUGUCGCCGCGUUGGCUAUGACUUUCAGUGUAUAUGUCCACCGAACCGCGAGGGCAAGCAAUGUCAGCAGGAGCGUGGUGAUGUAUGCUCCAGCAAUCCUUGUCGCAAUGGUGGCUCUUGCAGGCACAGCCCCGACGGCGCUUCUUUCUUUUGCCUCUGCAGACCGGGCUAUCGUGGAAAUCAAUGCGAGCAUGUGUCCGAUUCGUGUCGUCCCAACCCAUGUUUGCAUGGUGGGCAGUGUGUCAGCUUGAAGCCGGGCUACAAGUGCAGUUGUGUGGAUGGACGCUAUGGACGGCAGUGCGAGCGUGCUACGUUUGGUUUUCAGGAGCUGUCCUACAUGGUUUUCCCAGCAUUGGAUGCUGCGACUAACGAUAUUUCCAAUUUUGCCACCACUAAACCAGAUGGCUUGCUGCUCUACAACUAUGGCAUACAAACGGGUGGACGAUCUGACUUUGUAGCAAUUGAGGUGGUGAAAGGAAAGGCCUUCUUCUCGUUCGGUGGCGCGCGCACAGCCAUCACAACUGUGAUCGUGGGUGCCAGUAGUAAAGAUACUUUGGCUGAUGGACAGUGGCACAAGGUUACAGCCACGCGUAACGGCGCGUCAUGCAUUGAGCGUGCCAAGUGUUCGGAGAACGGUGAUGUUUGUGAGGAGUGCCGCCCCGGUGAUGUCAGCUGUUAUGCGCAGGAUGUAGGACCCAUAGGUACUUUGAAUUUCAACAAGCAGCCACUGCUUAUUGGUGGCCUGGCUUCCGCAGACCCAGUGUUGGAGCGUCCGGGUCAAAUACACACAGACGAUCUGGUUGGUUGCGUACACAGCGUGUCGGUCAACGGACGUGCGUUGAAUAUGAGCAGUCCCUUGAAGCAGCGUGAUGUAUUACCGACUUGCAACCGCAAAAAUAAUGGUGGCCUGUCAGCAGAGUUUGCCCCACGAUCCGGCGCUGCACUUUGCGGUGACUUUGGCACAUGCAUGGAUCGCUGGCAUAGCAUGUGCCAAUGUGGCGCCAGUCUACUGUCGCCAGAUUGCUACAGCUCCUUGGAGCCCGUUACUGUGAUGAACGGCGCUUUUGUGGAGUUUAAAAUAUCUGAAAAGCAUCGACGCAUGCAAUUACUGGACAGCUUGUACGCCGCCACCAAUUUAUGGUCGUAUGAUAUUGCGCGUCGCAGACGCUUUACCGUUAAUAGUGAUAACUUUACCGCGCUUGCGCAAAUUGUGGACCUACCGAAGAUCGUAAGUCUGCUUUUUCGAACCUACAAAGAAGAUGGCUUGCUGCUCUUUGCGGCCACCAACAAACAAUAUACCGCAAUAGAAUUGCAAAGCGGCAAGUUAGUGUACUACUCCAAGCAAAACACUGCAGUGAAUAUGACAAUUCGGCAGCCGGAAAACUUGAAUGAUGGCAGAUGGCAUAACCUCACACUUUUAACAUCGAACCGUGUGCUACGCUUGUUGAUAGAUGGCAGCAAAGUAGGCGAGGAGCUUGAUUCGGCUGGUGUGCACGACUUCAUCGAUCCAUACUUAACCGUGCUCUCCAUAGCAGGUGUACGGCGCGAACAUUAUCCGCAGCAGGAAAAUAUGCCAAUUAGCUAUGAAGGCUGCAUUGCGAACUUCACUAUCAACAACGAAGUGCAACCCUUCAAUGGUUCGGGCAGCGUCUUCAACGAGGUGUUGACGCGCGGAAAAGUAUUACAUGGCUGCAUAGGUGACUUGGGUAUAGGCGCGGCACAAGCUUCCGACCCCGUUAGCAUAGGCAUCACGUUGGUGAUUGUCUUCUGCGUCAUACUGGUUGUGGCCAUUUCGGGUUCUUAUGUCAUUUAUCGGUUUCGUGGUAAGCAGGAAAAGAUAGGCAGUUUGAGUUGCGGCGUUCCUGGCUUCAAAUUAAAACACAGCGGAGGCGCAGCAGUUUCACAAAACCAGACAGAUCAUGUUUUGUCGCGUGGCAGGGGAGUGCACGCCGGCGAUGGUGCAGUAAGCUAUCACGUUGACAGCGGAGAUUUAAUACGCGGUGUUGGCGGCCAUCAUAUGGUCGGUCCCGAAUUGAUUUCAAAGAAGUUUAAAGAGCGCGAAAUAAACUCCAACGACCAUCAGCAACAGCGACCACAACGGCCAGAUAUAAUCGAGCGUGAGGUGGUUAGCAAAAGUCCACCCCUCCGUGACGAACAUCAUCCACCUAUACCGCCACCCAGCCAGGCGCAUCAUCCACAUGACCACACAAACUCUGUUGACUUGGGUUCGGAAUAUCCAGAGCAUUACGAUCUGGAGAACGCCAGCUCAAUCGCUCCCUCGGACAUAGACAUCGUGUAUCACUACAAGGGUUACCGUGAGGCGGGUGGCGUACGCAAGUACAAAGCCACACCAGCGCCAGUCGCCUCCUACACGCACCACAAGCACCAAGCCACAGCUGCCCAGCAGCAGCAUAGGCAUUCACCACGUCACGGCGUCGGUGUUGGCGGACCAUUUGUGCCACGUGUGCCGCCUCAAGCUAGUCAACCACCGCCACCUUCGAGCACACCACGCCCACACCAGAGUACGCCAUUGGCGCGUCUUUCGCCCAGUUCUGAAUUGAGUUCACAGCAGCCACGCAUACUAACACUGCACGACAUUUCAGGCAAGCCACUGCAGAGCGCGUUGCUCGCCACCACCUCAAGUUCUGGGGGCGUCGGCAAGGAUGCCUUGCAUAGCAAUAGCGAGCGUAGCCUAAAUAGCCCAGUAAUGUCACAGUUAUCUGGACAAAGCUCGAGCGCGAGUCGACAGAAGCCCGGCGUAUCGGCGCAAUCGCCCGCGCAAGCGCCCAUCGGGCUAACCGCAGAAGAAAUUGAGCGUCUAAAUGUGCGACCGCGCACAUCCAGUCUAGUAUCAACGCUGGAUGCGGUGUCGUCCAGCAGCGAAGCGCCGCGCGUACCCGGCGGCGCACAUCAUCUCGCGCUCGGCGGUGGCCUGCACAAUGCUGAUGUGGAUGCGCACAGCUCCAGCUCAACCGAUGAAAGUGGCAAUGAUAGUUUCACAUGUUCGGAAAUCGAAUACGAUAACAACAGCUUAAAUGGUGAUGCAAAAUAUCCGUCAAGUAAGGCGGUGCCUGAUGAUCGACCAGAUCGUAGCGCUGUAGCGCGUGCCAUGAGCGGCGAUGGAGUGGGUCCGAGCAUGGGUAAAGUGCCACCAAUGCCACCACACUCGUACGAUGGCUUCGAUUCGUCCUUUCGUGGCUCACUCAGCACUCUAGUCGCCAGCGAUGAUGAUCUAUCAACGCGUAUGGGCGGUAUUUAUAGGCAAAUAAAUGGUCCCGGUUCACCGUCGCAGCCAAGUUUGGGUUGGAAUUAUCUGCUUAACUGGGGACCGAACUUCGAGAGCCUCAUGGGUGUGAUUAAGGAUAUUACCGAACUACCAGAUGCAGUGGGCGAACAACAACAGCUACAGUCAACAUUAUGUAUGCAGGGAAAUACGCAAAAGAACUCCGAGGAGUAUGUGUAGUUGGUUGAAGGUGCUGAAGUUGCGUAGCUGCUCGGUGGAGAAGAGAAAGCGAGAGAGAGAGAGAAAGAGAAAGAGAGUGUGUGUAUGUGAGAUGGAGAGCGUAAGUGAGUUGGAAGAAUAAGUAAAGGUCAGAGAGGAAAAAAGAGCUAAAUACGUGAUUUAGUAUAUUCAUGUAACUGUAGUUUUUCGUUUAGUUUAGGAUAGUUUAUUUAGCAGCAAAGUAACUGGCAUUAACAUUUCUGCUAUAUAACUUGACUGUGUCUUUGGGAUUUAAAAAAGUUAUUGAAACAAUGAUAAAAAUAUUAGCGUUUGUACACAGACUUCCAAUACGCAAGCAGAAAUUGAAAAAAAAAAAUUAAUAUAAUUUUUUUUUUCUUUUUUUCUGGCAUCAAACCAGAUCUUUAACAUUAAAAGCUGUAUAAAUUGUUCACUCUGUACUCCUACUGCCAAAUAUUUGUGAAAAUUCUAUUGUAAACUUAAUAAUACAAUGCCUCAAUAUAUUUGUAGUUAGUUUAAGUAUUCCAUUCCGCAGAACUUUUAGUUUAGACUUGGCGUAGAUAGUCUAAGGAAUAUAACAAAUUUUGUGUUAAGACCAAUUGUGUUGUAACGCCUUGUAUCAAGGUCUCUGUCCUAACUCUGAUAGCAAUAACAGUUGUAUAAGAUUUGAAAAUAGUUAUAAAUUUCAUAUUUUAAAACAAAAAUGGUUAAAUAAUUCUAUUAUGUUAGUAAUUAGUUUAAAAUUU
This is a messenger RNA of Rhagoletis zephyria (snowberry fruit fly), 17221 nucleotides long. It is a transcript of the gene ft, whose product is annotated as cadherin-related tumor suppressor fat. NCBI's taxonomy places the organism in Eukaryota, Metazoa, Arthropoda, Insecta, Diptera, Tephritidae. Gene Ontology annotation, cellular component: adherens junction; catenin complex; plasma membrane. Gene Ontology annotation, biological process: cell-cell junction assembly; adherens junction organization; calcium-dependent cell-cell adhesion. The record is from RefSeq and is a predicted model, not a curated record. Gene Ontology annotation, molecular function: beta-catenin binding; cadherin binding; calcium ion binding.